CCAAAGUACAGUGACAAUCUGUCCACAUGGUGUCGCCAAAGAUCUUUGGUAACUCAAUGUUCUGUCUGUGUUCGCUGUAAGCGCAAUCAACAAACACACUUCCGUCAAAUAAGGGCGGAUAUUGCCCUCAACAUCCGGUAUGUGAGGUCACACGUAAACACAUGGCCGUACGAAUCAUUUUAGCGUGUUACAUUUUUGGUGGAAGAAGUAUAAAGCUUUAUACACGUUCACGCAAUGAAAGUUAAAGUUCUCUCCAGGAAUCCGGACGACUAUGUCCGUGAGACGAAGUUGGAUAUCCAGCGUGUACCAAGAAAUUACGACCCGUCCCUCCAUCCGUUCGAGGUGCCAAGAGAAUACACCCGUGCCCUGAAUGCCACCAAGUUGGAGCGCGUGUUCGCCAAGCCGUUCCUGGCUUCUCUGGACGGCCACAGGGAUGGGGUGAACUGCAUGGCCAAGCACCCCAAGAGCCUCUCCACAAUGCUGUCCGGUUCCUGCGAUGGAGAGCUGAAGGUGUGGAAUCUAACCAAACGGGAGUGUGUUCGUACACUCCAGGCCCAUGAAGGCUUUGUCAGGGGGAUGGUCGUCCGCUUCUGUGGCACCUCCUUCUUUACGGUUGGUGAUGACAAGACUAUAAAACAGUGGAAGAUGGAGACUCCUGGCUACGGAGAGGAAGAGGAACCUCUCAAUACUAUUCUUGGAAAGUCUGUGUUCACCUGCAUCGACCACCACCAGAAGGAGGGUGUGUUUGUGACGUGUGGCCAGCAGGUGGAUAUCUGGGAUGAGCAGCGCAGCAGCCCCAUCCGCUCCUUCUCCUGGGGCGUGGACAGUUUCAGCUGCGUCCGCUUCAACCCUGUAGAGACUGAACUUCUAGCAAGUUGUGCCUCUGACAGAAGUAUUGUGCUGUAUGACAUGAGGGAAGCGACACCUCUUAAAAAGGUAAUCAUGAAUAUGAGGAGCAACACUUUGUGCUGGAAUCCCAUGGAAGCGUAUAACUUCACCUGCUCUAAUGAAGAUUACAAUCUGUAUACAUAUGAUAUGAGGUACCUGGACAAGCCUUUCACCGUCCACAUGGACCAUGUCUCAGCCGUGCUGGAUGUAGACUACUCUCCAACUGGCAAGGAGUUUGUCUCGGCCAGCUUUGACAAGACCAUCCGCAUCUUCCCCAAAGACAGUGGCCACAGCAGGGAGGUGUACCACACCAAGCGCAUGCAGCACGUCAUCUCCAUAAAGUGGUCAUCAGACAACAAGUACAUCCUGAGUGCUUCAGAUGAGAUGAACAUCAGACUGUGGAAGGCCAACUCUGCAGAGAAGUUGGGAUUGCUGGCUCCUAGGGAAAAGGCAGCUGUGAACUACAGCCAGAAGCUGAAGGAGAAGUUCCAGCACCACCCUCAGAUCCGCCGCAUCUCGCGCCACCGCCACCUGCCCAAGUCCAUCUACAGCCAGAGCAAGGAGCUGCGUGUCAUGAAGGAGGCUCGCCGCAGGAAGGAGAGGAACGUACGCAAGCACAGCAAGCCUGGCUCCAUGCCCGUGGUGACGGAGAAAGAGAAACAUGUGGUCACCGUGGUGAAAUAGGACGCCAGUGACCGUGUGGCGUUGGAGGACUAAAGGACUACUCUGCCUCUACACACACAUGGGCCACGUUCAGACACUCACAGCUAGUGUUGCAAAAUGUCGGUAAGUUUCCCAAAAUUCUCUGGUUUCCAGAAAUUCCAGAUACUUGGAUUUCCUGCUUAGUCCUUCAUGGUUCCAGGACACAGGAGGUUGGUGGCACCUGAAUUGGGGAGGACGGGCUCGCGGGAAUAGCUGGAGCAGAAUGGUAUCAAAUGCAUCAUUCAUAGUUUCCAUGCGUUUGAUGUCAUUCCAUUUGCUCUGUUCUGGCCAUUAUUAUGAGCCGUCCUCCCCUCAGCAGCCUCCUGUGUUCCAGGAAUAUUCCAAAUGGGAUUUCUGACAAACCUGGCCACUUGGGAAAGAUACCAGAAUUUUGCAACCCUGCAGACAAUGUUGUGGAUCCCUUCAGUUAUAUUCAUGACAUUCUAAUGUGCAACGGUCAAAAGGCUGCACCCUCAUGAACACAACCCUCAUGAACACAACCCUCCUGAACACAACCCUCCUGAACACAACCCUCCUGAACACAACCCUAUCUAAGACUGAAAGAACUCAUUCCACCUCUCCAAGGCUUAUUAAAACAGAGAAAUAUGGGUGAAUAUUGUGAAGUUUGUUGACAUAAGUGUCCCAGCUGUCAUGGUGAAACUUUGUACCACCAGAUGAAGAUUUCAUGAAUGCUAUUUUUGGAACAGUAAUUUUGGGAUGUUAUUGUUUUGAAAUAAGAAUACACUAGUAACCGAGAAGAACAACAUCUGUCAAAUAUCACCAGAACGUUUAUUUCGGAAACUAUCUUGAAAAUGUUUGGCCUCCCUACACCACCACAUACCUUCAGCUAUUGUAUGUACUGAUUCAGUAACCUUAAAGAUUGCAUGAUGCUAAGGUUUGGUUCUAUUGAUAGUGUUUUUUGUAUUUAUUGAUACACUGCUAAUAAAGAUGUGGUAUGAUA
Messenger RNA from Salmo salar (Atlantic salmon), 2551 nucleotides. RefSeq names its product DDB1- and CUL4-associated factor 13. Gene Ontology annotation, molecular function: protein binding. Gene Ontology annotation, biological process: maturation of SSU-rRNA from tricistronic rRNA transcript (SSU-rRNA, 5.8S rRNA, LSU-rRNA). Lineage: Eukaryota; Metazoa; Chordata; Actinopteri; Salmoniformes; Salmonidae. Gene Ontology annotation, cellular component: nucleolus; small-subunit processome. The record is from RefSeq and is a predicted model, not a curated record.